Symbiodinium pilosum is the source of this 204-nucleotide messenger RNA. The record is from the annotation of a GenBank genome assembly. Lineage: Eukaryota; Dinophyceae; Suessiales; Symbiodiniaceae.
GCUCGUGCCGUCAUCUGGGAAAAUUUUCAGAUCCCUUUCGACACCGCAUGGCGAAGAUUUUGGAUGGGACGGUUGUUGUGCUUUUGGCUGCUGAUAUUCUGGUCCGUGCCUAUCAGUGGCAUCCAGGUGAUCUCCUCUAUCGAGACCCUGAAGAAGACACUGCCGGCAGAAUGGUUCAACUACCUGGAAAAUCACUUCAAGACU